CAGGCCCCCCCCAUGGCCCCCCCUCCCCGCGGGGCCCCCCCGGGCUGGGCGCUGGCGCUGCUGGCCUCCCUCUGGGGGGGCUGUGCCCCUUGCCCCUCGGUUUGCCGCUGCGCCGGCGGGCGAGUCUACUGCAACGACCGGGGGCUGACGGCGGUCCCCGAGGGGCUCCCCCCGGGGGCCACCACCCUCUUCCUCCAAAACAACCGCAUCGGCGACGCCGGCAUCCCGCCGCGGCUGGGCCGCCUGCCGGCCCUGCGGGUCCUCUACCUUUACGCCAACGCCUUGGAGCAGCUCCCGGCUCACCUCCCGCCGGCCCUGCGCGAGCUUCACCUCCAAGACAACAACGUGCGGGGGCUCGGGCGGCGGGCUCUGGCCCGCGCCCCCCUCCUGGAACGCCUUCACCUGGACGACAACUCGGUGUCGGCGGCGGGGAUCGAGGAGGACGCCUUCGCCGAGAGCCGCCGCCUGCGCCUCCUCUUCCUCUCCCGCAACCACCUCAGCAGCGUGCCGCCGGGGCUGCCGCCGGCGCUGGAGGAGCUGCGGCUGGACGACAACCGCAUCCACACCAUCCCGCUGCGGGCCUUCGAGGGGCUGCCGGCCCUGCGGCGCCUGGUGCUGGACGGGAACCUGCUGGCGAACCAGCGGAUGGCCGACGACACCUUCAGCCGCCUCCACAACCUGAGCGAGCUCUCGCUGGGCCGCAACGCCCUGGCGGCUCCGCCGGCCAACCUGCCCCGCGCUCGCCUCCGUCGCCUGUCGCUGGCGGCCAACGCCAUCAGCCACGUCCCCCCCGGGGCUUUGGCCCGCAUGAGGGCCCUGGAACGCCUGGACCUGUCGGAUAACAACCUCAGCACCUUGCCCCGGGGGCUCUUCGACGAUUUGGGGAGCCUGAGCCACCUGGGGCUGCGGAACAACCCCUGGUUCUGCGGCUGCAACCUGGCCUGGCUGAGGGACUGGCUGAGGCGCCGGGCGCCGAGGGGCUUGGAGGUGAGGGGGCUGCUGUGCCAAGCCCCCGCCCGCCUCAGGGGGCUGCCGGUGGGGGAGCUCAGGGGGGAGAUGGACGCCUGCGGGACCCCGGCUCCGGAGGAAAACCGGGGAGGGGCGGCGGGGGGGGCGGCGGGGGG
Molecule: messenger RNA, 1124 nt
Organism: Oxyura jamaicensis (ruddy duck)
Lineage: Eukaryota; Metazoa; Chordata; Aves; Anseriformes; Anatidae
Product: leucine-rich repeat transmembrane protein FLRT1-like
Exons: 1
Cellular component (GO): plasma membrane
Molecular function (GO): protein binding
Source: RefSeq, a predicted model, not a curated record